AUUUAGUAAACUUGAAUGCUUCAGCAUAUUCAAUUGACUCAAUAGGUGCAGAAGUGAAAUCUGUAAAAUCUACAGAAGCAAUAAAUUCAGUAUAUUUAACUGAUAUAAAAGAGGUAGUAAGUUCAGUAAAUUUAACAAGCAUACUGUUAGAUUCUGUAGAUUUGAUAGAUUCAAUAAGUUUGGUUAAUUCAGUGGAUUUAGUAAAUGUAGGUUCAGCAGAUUUAGUAAAU
This is a messenger RNA of Cetraspora pellucida, 230 nucleotides long. The record is from the annotation of a GenBank genome assembly. NCBI's taxonomy places the organism in Eukaryota, Fungi, Glomeromycota, Glomeromycetes, Diversisporales, Gigasporaceae.